AUGAGUAAGAGCAAAGGGAACAAACGCCGCGAGAUGGACGUCAUGAAGCUUAUGAUGAGCGACUACGAAGUGCAUUUGACGGACGAGACGACGACGACGGACUUUGACGUGAAGCUCCUUGGCCCGAAAGACAGUCUGUACGAAGGCGGGUCGUGGAAGGUCCACGUGACGCUGCCUGAGGACUAUCCGUUCAAAUCGCCAUCGAUUGGCUUUGUGAACCGCAUUUACCACCCCAAUGUGGACAAAAAGCAUGUUCUUGCGUCGGGGUCCGUGUGCCUGGACGUGAUCAAUCAAACGUGGAGUCCAAUGUUUGAGCUGGUCAACGUGUUUGACACGUUCCUUCCUCAACUGCUGCGCUACCCGAACCCAAGUGAUCCGCUGAAUGACGGAGCAGCGUCGCUGCUGAUGAAAGACGCGGAGAUGUACCGUACGAAAGUGAAAGAGUACGUGCGCACGUACGCCUCGCAGCCGAUCGACAUGGGUGACGAGGAAGGCGAUAGCGAUGUGAGUGAUAUGAGCGACAUUGAGUAA
Messenger RNA from Hyaloperonospora brassicae, 531 nucleotides. NCBI's taxonomy places the organism in Eukaryota, Oomycota, Peronosporomycetes, Peronosporales, Peronosporaceae. The record is from the annotation of a GenBank genome assembly.